AAAACCAAGCAGUUAUAUAAGGACGUUCAUACUUCCGUGAGGGCUCACAGUUGUCAAUUGCCGACCGAGUUGUAGCAUCACGUUUUAACGCUCGCUGAAGAUGGGUACCCGCACUCCUGUGUUACUUCGUUCUCACUGGAUAAUCAACAACCAGUUGACCCUGCCGCUGGUUGCGGUAGACGAUAAAGGAAAAACGGCAAUCCGUGGACUCAUCCAGUUGUUGGUUCCGGUUACCAUAUUCCUCGAUACGAUUUUCGCCGAUACAGCUGGUUACACUACAAGGGGAUUUGGUGAUGACCAGUACCAGAUCUACAAGUCCAUGGAAGGGAUAUUGCAAGCUACAGGAAUAGAUGGAAAAGCCUGUUUGCUUCGCACUAUUUGCGAAAUGCAAACAAAUCCAAUCGGGGAGUUUACCGUCGUCGGAGAGAUACUAACCAUUUUACUUUCUCCAAAAAGAGGCAUAAACGAUUUCUUACACGAUUACAUCGAUGCUGAGCACAUAGGGCAAUCACACAACAUGACUUGCGCAGGCGAGUUCCGAGAGUGUCCCGUCUCACUUUACAAUCUCUUCCGCUCCGAUGGUGAUUCCAACGAAAUAGUUGAUGAUGAGGACGACGAAGAUGAAAGCGAACAAUCGGAUGUCCAUGAAGAAUCUGCCGGGCCCCAUUCGACGAAUAAGAGCCACGAAGUGUUUGUUCAUCCUAAUCUAGAUCCUUUGGAUGGCCAGAACCUAGUUGAAAACGAAAGACCUUACAAUAACAUAAACACCAAUGAACAUUAAUUUCCAUUCAUCUUUAACAAUAUUUAUAUUUAUAAUAUGCUUCUCGAUCGAAAUAACAAUGUUAAUUUUGCGUCAGGUGAUCCGAGUGACGCAAGAUUUUUGAAAAAAAUAAAUAAAUUAUGGAUUAAAAGUUUUUAAGACCUAUUAGUUAUUUUAAAAUGUAAAAGUUGACAUAAUGUAUGUUCCAUUGGUACCAAUUCCUUUUUCAUGUAAAAUAAAUUAAUCGGGCUUCUGA
This is a messenger RNA of Daphnia pulex (common water flea), 1016 nucleotides long. RefSeq lists its product as uncharacterized. NCBI's taxonomy places the organism in Eukaryota, Metazoa, Arthropoda, Branchiopoda, Diplostraca, Daphniidae. The transcript has 4 exons. The record is from RefSeq and is a predicted model, not a curated record. The coding region runs from base 101 to 781 and encodes 226 amino acids.